GUUUUCUCAGUUAUUUCAUAUUUUUUCUUUCUGUUCCUGUUAUCUUCUCGGUUUUGUUUCCUUGUUGGUUUCCCUCUAAUUGUGUCACUUUACACACUAACUCUUGUGCGCGCGUGCGACUGUUUGUGUACAGAGAGGACUUCUCGUGACGUCAUAACCGUCUCCGCCCACGUUCGCGUGCCUGCCCCGCGUUUAAAUCAGACUGGAGACAGCGCGCGCCGCUCACCUGUGGACGAGCGCGCGGCCGUCAUGGCGGAGAAGGGUCGCGUGAAAAUCCGGAACCGGCUCAGGAAGCUGCUGACCCCCGCCAAAGCCAGGACGGUGACCGGGCGGCACGCAGCGGCCGGCGGCGGUACCGCGCCAGGUAGCAAGGUGGAGCUGGAGAAGGUUCUAGGCAUCACAGCCGUGGGGAAUAACGCGCUCACCUGCAACUCUCAAAAUGGACUGCUGGCCUAUCCUGCAGGGUGUGUCGUGGUUCUGCUGAAUCCUCGCAAGAACAAACAGAGUCACAUCUUCAACAGCUCCAGGAAGACCAUCACCACGCUGGCGUUUUCUCCUGAUGGGAAAUAUUUGGUGACAGGAGAGAGCGGUCACAUGCCGGCGGUUCGGGUCUGGGACGUGUCGGACCGUCUUCAGGUGUCGGAGCUGCAGGAGCACAAAUUCGGAGUCGCCUGCGUGGCGUUUUCUCCAAAUGGGAAAUACAUCGUCAGCGUGGGCUUUGAGCACGACAUGAUGGUGAUCGUGUGGAACUGGAAGAAAAACGUGGUGGUGGCGACCAAUAAGGUGUCCAACAAAGUGACGGCCGUCUCCUUCUCCGACGACAGCUCCUACUUUGUCACCGCCGGCAACCGUCACGUGAAGUUCUGGUACCUGGACCACGACAAGACCUCCAAGGGUCAGUCCACCGCCGCCCUCCAGGGACGUCCAGCUCGCCUCAAGAGCCUGAUGAACAACCUCUUCUGCGAUGUGGCGUGUGGGCGGGGCCGACACGCCUCCUCCACCUUCUGUGUCACCUCGUCCGGUCAGCUGUGUGUGUUCAAUGAGAGAACCCUGGGCAAGUGGGUGGAGCUGCAGACGUCCCGGGCCACCUGUCUGUCCGUCACAGAGGACUUCAUCUUCUGUGGAUGCUCCGAUGGAACCGUUCGGGUCUUCAGCCCCGUCAGCCUGAGCUUCCUCUACCCUUUGCCCCGCCCCCACUCUCUAAGAACGGAUAUCGACAAGAUGUGUGAUCCCAGUCAGCUGUUCUCCUGCACAGCAGAGUGUCGGUACCCGGACACCGUAGCCGUGACCUGUGACCCCGCCAAUCACUGUCUGUCAUGUGUCUACGACGACCACAGCGUUUACGUUUGGGACAUCCGAGACAUCAGCAGGCCAGGGAAGCUGUACUCGGCCCUCUAUCACUCGUCCAGUGUGUGGAGCCUGGAGGUCUACACAGACGGAGCAGCAGAAGGUGAGAAGCUCCUCCCCCCUGGAUCCUUCCUGUCCUGCUCUGCAGACAACACAAUCCGGCUGUGGAACGUUGACGGGCACGCCGCCCUCCACAGGAACAUCCUGAGCCACGACCUGAAGAAAAUCAUUUACGUGGACGACGACAACAUCAGCAGCCUAUCGGACGCCGACAGCAUCACCAGCCCUCUGAAGGCGGGGCCAUCGGAGGGCCAACAGACGGACCCGAUCAGGACCGGCAUCCGGGCUCUAAGAGUCAGUCCGGACGGACAGCACCUGGCGUCUGGGGACUUUGAGGGAAUUCUCAGGAUCCAUGAUCUGACAAAUAUGGAGGAGAUAUUAUCCUUUGAAGCUCAUGAAUCGGAGAUCCUCUGCCUGGAGUACUUCAAACCUGAGAAAGGUCUGCAGCUGUUAGCCACAGCCAGUCGGGACCGACGGAUCCACAUCCUGGAUGCGAGCCGAGACUACAGUCUGGUCCAGACUCUGCAGGAUCACUCGUCCUCCAUCAAUGCCGUCAGAUUUGCUGCCAAUGAGGGGAAGUUGUGGUUGAUCAGCUGUGGAGCUGAUAAGAACAUCUGCUUCUACACGGCUCAGAAGACGAAGGAGGAUCCGCUGUUCACGCUGACACACUCUGUUGUCAGUAAGAUUUCUCUAAGUGACAUGGAGGUCGACCUGAACAGGAAGUGCGCCGCCGUGGGAUGUAAGGACCGCAACAUCCGGAUUUUUGACAUCAGGGACGGCAAAGAGAAGAAGUCUUAUAAAGGCUCUCGAGGAGACGAUGGGAGCAUCGUUAAGGUGCACAUCGACCCGUCAGGACUCUACAUCGCCACCUCCUGCUCAGACAAGAACAUCAGCAUCUUCGACUUCUUCUCUGGAGAAUGUGUGGCCACCAUGUUUGGACACUCGGAGAUCAUCACCGGGCUGAAGUUCAGCAGCGACUGCAAAUACCUGAUCACCGUUUCAGGAGACAGCUGCAUCUUCGUGUGGCGUUUGAGUCCCGAGCUGACCAUCAGGAUGAGGCAGAGACUCGCUGACCUGAAACCUCGCAGCAGCGUUCCUCACCGCCAGAAUGCACCUCAGCAGAGAGCCGCCAAACUCAGCAACACUAACGAGGAGGAGGAGGAAGAGGCGGGGCAGGCCUGCCCUUAUAUGGAAACAGCAGGAUGUGCGAAGGAGACAGAGACGUCUGCGCAGACUCUGAACAGAGACGGUAGAGAGGAAACCUCGGGGGGUCGACUCCCCCAGUGGCCAAGAGCGGCGGACGACUCCUUCAUGGUGACGUCGAUGAUCGACCUCAGACUCGUAGAGGAGGAGGUAAAGACUCCACCUUCCUUUAACUCCUCCCAGAGGAGAAGGAGAACUGUCGGUAUGGAACCUCAACUUCAGAGGAACAGAGAGGAGAUGGCGAGCACAUUGAGUCUGAAGGUCUCCUCUGGAUGGGUGGAUAAGAAUCUCUUUCUGUCCAGUCAGAGCCUGGAUGGGGAGGAGCCUGUGCUCUUUCCUGACCAAUGGGAGGACAGAGUGAGGGUAGAGCGCAGUUUGUUUCAGCAAAAGGGGGCGUCGCCUGCUGCAGGUGGGCCAAAGGGAAAACCCAGACGACCUGCAGGUGAUGAACCUCUCAAUGAGGAGCAGAUCUCCUUCGAGCUGGAAGAGGAGGAAGACGAGGAGGAGGAAGGACGACGACGACGAUGCUCGGACGCUCGGGAUGUUCGUCAGACUGCAGAUCACACUCGAGCAGACCCACCCGUCUCAGGUAAGCGGCUCCAUGGUCGAUCUCGCCCCUGACCGCUGACGGAUGUCUGGAGCAGGACUUCCUCUAUCAAGCCUCAGAUUUCCUCCCUGGGUCAGCAGGAUCAGACUCUGAGAUGCUCUGUAGUGCCUUUACCUGAGCUCCAGGUGAGCUGCAGGUCAGAUCCUGCAGCAGACUGAAUAAAAACAAGCUGCUCUUUA
This is a messenger RNA of Oryzias melastigma (Indian medaka), 3396 nucleotides long. Its product is annotated as mitogen-activated protein kinase-binding protein 1. NCBI's taxonomy places the organism in Eukaryota, Metazoa, Chordata, Actinopteri, Beloniformes, Adrianichthyidae. The transcript has 27 exons. Gene Ontology annotation, molecular function: protein binding. The record is from RefSeq and is a predicted model, not a curated record. Bases 250 to 3231 code for a protein of 993 amino acids.